Molecule: messenger RNA, 2413 nt
Organism: Phragmites australis (common reed)
Lineage: Eukaryota; Viridiplantae; Streptophyta; Magnoliopsida; Poales; Poaceae
Product: actin-related protein 5-like
Exons: 12
Coding region: 108-2246 (712 amino acids)
Biological process (GO): regulation of DNA-templated transcription
Cellular component (GO): Ino80 complex; cytoplasm
Source: RefSeq, a predicted model, not a curated record
ACUCGAGUCGCGAAGAGGACGACGACACAUCAAAAGGUCAAAAGCUACCAUAAGCCCCGAACCCAUCUCCUCCGCCUCCGGCGAGCCCUCUCGCCGCCGCCGGCGAGAUGUCGUCGGUGACCCGCCCGCCGCGGGAGACCGACUUCGCCCGCUUCUCGUCGUCCACCCCUAUCGUCAUCGACAACGGCGCCUCCACCUUCCGCAUCGGGUGGGCGGGCGAGGCGGAGCCGCGCGUCUCAUUCCGCAACGUCGUGCAGAGGCCGCGCAACCGCGGCUCGGGUGAAACUGUCUCAAUUGUUGGGGACACUGAUCCAGGUCUAACGAAGUUUUUUGAUUGUACAAGAUCCACAGUUCGGUCACCAUUUGAUGAUGAUGUUGUCUAUCAGUUCGAGUACAUGGAAUAUAUUCUUGACUAUGGCUUUGAUCGAUUAGGUGCCACUUCAGAGGUGGGCCAUCCAAUUCUUAUGACAGAAUGUGAAUGCAAUCCAUCCUUUUCUCGAGCCCGAAUGGCAGAACUACUCUUCGAGACAUAUAGUGUGCCAUCCAUUGCAUUUGGCAUCGACAAUUCGUUUAGUUAUAAGUACAACCAGAAACUUGGAAACUGUGGAGAAGAUGGGUUAGCUGUUUCCUGUGAACAUGGAACUUGCCAUGUUGUUCCAUUUUUAAAAGGGCAACCUGUGCUUGGGGCAUGCUGCAGAACCAAUGUUGGUGGACUUCACAUUACUGAUUUUCUGAGGCAGCUUCUCUCUCUUAAAUAUCCCUAUCACACGGCAAGUAUUACAUGGGAAAAGGCUGAAGAGCUGAAGAAGGAGCAUUGUUAUAUAGCUCUUGAUUAUAUGUCAGAGUUGCAGAUAUUUAAGAACAAGAAGGAAGAAGCCGAAGAGAAAACAAGGUAUUGGCAGCUACCAUGGGUUCCCCCACCAAAGGAAGAACCACCAUCCGAGGAAGAACUUGCAAGGAAAGCAGCUUUAAAGGAAAAAGCUGGUCAACGUUUGCGAGAAAUGGCUGCUGCAAAGAGGUCUCAGAAGAUAGUGGAACUGGAAAAACAACUUUCUCAUUUGGAGGAACUAAUGGAGCAACUUGAUGGAGCUGAAGAACCAGAAGCAACAGCUAUUCUAGGUAGAUCUGGAUAUCUUUCUCAGCAGGAAAUCAAAUCUGCUAUUUUGAAAGCAACCCAGUCCCUAAGGAAAGCAAAGGGGGAGUCCAAUGGUAACGAGGAGAAAGCAGAUGCCUCAGGGGCUGAUAAAUAUCCGCUUGUGUCUGUCCCUGAUGAAAUGUUGACACCAGAACAGUUAAAAGAAAAGAAGAAACAGAUAUUGCUUAAAACCACAACAGAGGGCAAAAUGCGUGCCAAGCAGAAACGUGCUGAAGAGGAGGCAUUGAAGGAGAAGCAAGAAGAACAGAGGCGUGCGGAGAACCCAGAGUUAUACCUUGAAGAGCUUCAUGCCCGAUAUUCAGAACUUUCUGAGAAAUUGGAGCAGAGGAAGCGACAAAAAGUUAAUGGCAGCCAGACAAAUGGGAACUAUAGUUCAUCUGGUAGCGUAGGCCGUGGUGAACGGUUAAAUGCAGCUCAGAAAGAAAGGAUGCGGCUGCUUACUUCUGCGGCAUUUGAUCGGGGAAAAGGUGAGGACACUUUUGGCAUGAGAGAUGAAGAUUGGUUAGUGUACAAUAAGAUGAGCAAAGGCAAUGACGAUGAUGAGAACGACGACGAUGAAUCGGAACUUGUUCAAAUAGCAUCAAAGCUCCAGGAGAUUGACCCUACAUUUGUCUCCAAAUCUGAAGCUGUUCAACUGGCUCCGGAGCCUCCCAAAGUCCGGCCUCUUACUGCAGAGGAUUACAGAAUUGCCAUAGGGAUUGAGCGGUUCCGCUGCCCUGAAGUGCUGUUCCAGCCUGGUAUGAUAGGAAUCGACCAGGCUGGCAUCGAUGAGAUGGUCAGCAUCUCGCUCAGGAGACUAAUGGAGGACGAAUCUGUCAAGGAGCGCCUCUGUCAGUCCAUUCUCGUCACCGGCGGGAGUUCCCUGCUCCCAGGCUUGGUCCCUCGGCUGGAAUCCGGGAUCCGGCAGUUCCGACCCUACCUUGCACCCCUGAAGCUUGUCAGAGCGGCUGACCCCAUUCUAGAUGCGUGGAGGGGCGCAGCUGCCUUUGCGGCUUCCAGUAAGUUUGGGAAACAAACUUUCAGCUUAGCAGAUUACAGAGAGCAUGGAGAGAACCUGUUUCAUCGGUACAACAUUGUUUACUCACUGUAACGUCUCUUACAGCGAAUAGCAAAUGAUGUAGCAAAUAGCAAAUAACAAAACUCAGUCAGGCUAUUUAUUGUUUACUCACAGUAAUAUCAUUAGCGAGCACCCAACCUCAGUCAGGCUAUUUAUUGACAACCAAUAGCAAAUGAUGUAGCUGCAAUUUUUCACACCUA